UCUUUCAGUGUUUUAGCUUUGUUUUGUAUUUUGAGUAAUUUUGUUUAUUUUAUUAGAAAAAAAAGUAUCGCUUGAUCAUGUCCAUUUCGGAAAUUUAUUCAUCCAUACGAAAAGUUUGCGAAAAAGUUGAUAAAGAUAAUGAUUCAACUUGUUUCAGUAAAGCUAGUAGUCAAUUGGAAUUUAUAUUGACGAAUAAUAUGAAUUUAAAUAAAGAUUUUUCCGAAUCAUUUGUUCCUGCAUUUGAACGAGAAAUAAUGCGUACGAAAAAAUCAUUGGAAGAUGCACAACGAUUUAAACAAUUUUGUAAUUUAUAUAAAAAUAUGACCGAUGCAUCAUUUGCAGAUAAAGCAAUGUUUAAUAUUAAUAUGGCUAUUAUUUCGGCACCGAUUCGUGAUAAUAAUCUAUUAUUUCAAUGUUUUAGUCAACGAUCGAUAUUGCAUUCGAAUCAGAAUGAUUAUGAAUCAAGUUUGAAAGAUUUAGAUCAUGCUUUGGAGAUUCGUUUGUCAUAUACAUUAAUUGAACGUAAAGUAGACAUUCUUAAUCGAUUAAAUCGACAAUCUGAAGCGUAUCGUAUGUUGUCAAACAUUGUACAGGAAAAUGAAAAAAUUCUAUCGAUUGAUAAGCUUAAACAAUUUAAAAAACUUAAAAAACAAUCGAGAAAAUUUAAAUCUCCUUUUGGAAUUGACGAUCGACAAUCAUCAAUGGAUGAUUCUCUUGAUGUUACAAUUGAUCGUCGUAUAAAAAUUGCAAAAAUUCAAUGUGAUCGAUAUGAUUUCCAAACCAAUGCUGAAAUCGCAGCCAAUACAGAAAUUCUAUCUGAACAACCAAUGAUCAUUUCAUUUACAGCCGAUUUUCUUCAUGAUUAUUGUCAUAAUUGUCACAAAAAAGUUACAAAUACAUUUUGGCCAUGUUUUAAUUGUACCGAAGUUGUUUUUUGUACCAAGAAAUGUGCUGAACAUGCUUUACAUACUUUUCAUCAAUAUGAAUGUGGUCUGUUGUCAUUGAUGCGUGAAAAACUUGGCAAUCAAUCAACUACUGUGUAUCGUGAUUUCAUUCAAUUACCACAGUUAAAUCUUGCUAUUCAUCGUGAUGAAUUUCAAACAUUUUCCUUUCAAUCAUGUUUGGAUCAAUUAGAACAAACUACUAAAGGAUUAGAAUUGGAACAAGCUCGUCAAUGGUUUUUCAUUAGUCAACGUGAAUUGUAUCAACGAAUUGUUCGCCGUAAACCAUUACGACGAUCAGUAGAAUUAUGCAAUGCAAUCAUAUUGUUCAUGAUUUAUUGUUAUAAAAUGAAUGUUGAUAUGCAACAAUUCGAAAGAAAAGAUUUGAUCGAAAUUAUCGAACAUUUUGCCAUUUCAUUUGUUCGAACACAAUUGAAUGAAUAUAGCUGGCAACAGAAAGAAAAUCAAGAAAGACAACAGGUUGCUUCAUUUCAAUGUCUGUUUGGAUCACAUAUCAAUCAUGAAUGUGAACCAAAUGCUGAAUGGACAUUUGAUGGUAAAAAAUUCGUUGUUAAAACUAUUAAGAAUAUAGCGGCCAAUGAAUCAAUUACAAUUACAUAUGGUGUGCCUAAAGAUUAUUCAUUACUCAAACGACAACGUUAUCUACAAAAUCUAUAUAUUAUGUGUGCCUGUACUAAAUGUUUAGAGGAAACACGUAAUUCAUAUUUUGCCAUUCGUUGCGAGUAUUGUAAUGGUCCAAUACCAUAUGAUGUGAAUGAAUUUGUCAAUGAUUGGUGCAUGAUGUGUGAACGAAAAUAUGAAAGUUCAUCGAUAAUGUCAUUGGUACAAAAACAAUUUCAAAUAUUACAACGAGCAAUUCGUCUAAUCGGUGGUAUUACUAAUCAAAAAACUAUACUUGAAAAUAUUGAAGAAAUGAUGGGUUCAUUGGCUAGUUAUAUUUAUCUUGAAUCAUCAUUAUUCAUUCAAAUGGUAACAAAACUUUGUGAUCGUUAUUUCGAAUUGCAAAUGUGGUCACAAGCAAUUGAAUGGUAUCAAUGGUUUGUCAAUGUAACCAAUUUACAUAUAUCAUAUAACAAAGAAAAUGAGAUUAUUUAUUAUUAUAAUCUGAAAAAAUGGUCGAAUGCAUAUCUGAAUUAUUUGGAACAGAAUGUUCGAACUGGUAAAACAAACAUAUCGAUUGAAUAUUUACAAACGGCUAUCUAUCUAUUUGCCGAACAGCGAAAACUAUUGGAAUCAUUACAACAAAUGAAUCGUUUUGAAGUUAUCGAUUCAAUACAAUUAAAAAAUAUGACACGUUCUUUAACACAGGAUUUACAAUGCAAAGAUUAUCGAUUGAGACAAGUUUGUUUGGAAAUUUUGAAAACCAAAAACAUAAACGAUUCAAUGGCUAAUGGUGAUGAACUUGUGAAAGAUUUAUUUGCCGAAAAAACUGAAUUUGAUAAAUUUAAACCCAAUAUGUAUAAUUAUGCUCAUGAGCUAAGUGCUAGUAUUAGUUUGGAGAGUUUAUCAUUACGAUGAUAAUUAGUGAAAAACUUUGAGCUUGAAAAUUCUGAUU
Messenger RNA from Dermatophagoides pteronyssinus (European house dust mite), 2517 nucleotides. RefSeq lists its product as uncharacterized. Gene Ontology annotation, cellular component: cytoplasm; nucleus. Lineage: Eukaryota; Metazoa; Arthropoda; Arachnida; Sarcoptiformes; Pyroglyphidae. Gene Ontology annotation, molecular function: histone deacetylase binding. The record is from RefSeq and is a predicted model, not a curated record.